This is a messenger RNA of Humulus lupulus (European hop), 3368 nucleotides long. Its product is annotated as RNA-binding motif protein 25. The transcript has 7 exons. Gene Ontology annotation, biological process: mRNA processing. Bases 822 to 3158 code for a protein of 778 amino acids. The record is from RefSeq and is a predicted model, not a curated record. Lineage: Eukaryota; Viridiplantae; Streptophyta; Magnoliopsida; Rosales; Cannabaceae. Gene Ontology annotation, molecular function: RNA binding.
GAUUGAAUACGGUGAGAAAGGUUGGAAGGCAUGCUUCAUAUUGCUUAGAGAUCUCCCCUCUACAACUCCUUUUUUGGUAUGCACAUAUUUGCUUUGUUCUUUUGUUUGUCUUUAGAAUAAGAAUUUAAAUGAAACAUUUAUUAUUCCUACAAAGAUAAUGGCAUUUGGAUCUAAUUACAAAAACUAUAUACAAAGGUUUAGCAAAUUAUAUUGCUCUCAUUUUUCACACGAAAUGGUCGAUGAUCGGGGCAUGCUCAAUUAGUAGGAUGCUCUCUGGUAGUUUAAGGAUACUUUCCCUUUAAUGGGUUUAUCAAGUGCCAGAAGCACACCAUGUUUGCAACUGAGUGCUCAUUAGCCUUGUGUUCUAACUUCUAAGGUAUCAAAAUUCUUCCAAAUAAAGGUUAUUUCUCUUUUUUCUUUAUUAUUUGAUUACAUUGUGUGUUGGUGUGUGAUGAAUACUCAAUGACGUUUUGUGUUUCAUCGUCUCUUGCUUCGUGAUUCUUCUGCAUCACUUUCUCUUCAAAUUUGGGAUGAGUGGAAAUGAUCAUAAUCAUAUACAAAUUAAUUUUUUGUUUGCAACUGCUUUUGUCUGUAUGAGAACUAGUUGGAGGUUCUGUGUUACUGUACUUUGAUUUUUGUUUUUGCAACUGGUGGAUGAAAUGUUUUUCAAGGAUGCUAUGUUGCAAGUGGGUGCAUAAGGUAAGGUAUUUCCUGUAUCUAUGCUUUACAAAACAUGCUAUUUUUUUAUAAUGUUUUCUUCAGGUUUUCUGUUCAGCUGGUGAUAGUUUCCAUGCCUAUGCUGCCAUCUCUGUUUGCUUUUAAUGUGUGGACUUUCUCGGUAUCCUUCUCCUUAUCAAACAAUGGUCAGACCAUUUCGACCACCUGGAGCAAUUGGUAUGGGGGUACUGUCGCGCCCACCUAUUCCAGGGAUUCCUGGAGUUCGCCCGAUUAUUCCUCCUAUUGUUAGGCCAGCUAUUGUCCCUAGUGUUACUCCUGCUGAGAAACCACAAACCACUGUAUAUGUUGGCAAGAUAGCACCCACAGUUGAAAAUGACUUUAUACUGGCUCUCCUUCAGGUUUGUGGAGCUGUCAAGAGUUGGAAACGUGGCCAAGUGCCCACAAAUGGGACUCCUAGAGGCUUUGGGUUUUGUGAGUUUGAGGCUGCUGAAGGCGUGCUUCGUGCAUUGCGCUUGCUGAGUAAAUUUAAUAUUGAUGGGCAAGAACUUGUGUUGAAUGUUAAUCAAGCAACAAAAGAUUAUCUCACACGUUAUGUUGAAAAGAAAGCUGAAAACUCUAAGAAGGUCAAAGAAACUGAUGCUGAGGCAACUGCUAAAGAGGGUGAAGGUGUAGUGGGUGAUGAGAAGAAUAAUGACCUUCCAACACCAGCUGCAGAGGAGCCAAAGGAGGACAAUGAUUCAGUGAAUAAAGAAAAUGACAAUGCCACCUUUGGGAUUGUGACUGAUGAGGACAAGGAAGCUGACCAGGUAGCUUCAAAAAAGCUGAGAAGCAUGAUAGAAGAGAGGAUGAAAAACAAACCUCUCCCUCCACCUCCUGCCCAAGCACCUAGUGAUGUCAUUGGGAAUUCCAACUCAGAGCUGCCAGCAAAAUCAAGGGAUGGGGACUCUGAAGCUGAUAAAAAUGAUGCUGUCGAUGAGAAGAAUGAUGAUGAGCUCACUAGUGACAACAAACAGGUAAGUGAGAAUGAUAGACUUGAUAUCAGCUCACCUGAUAAGAAUAGGAGGAAUGAUAGAAGAAGCAGAGAGAGAGACAGAGAUCGUGACCUGAGAAGGGAUAAAGAGCGAGAGAUUGUAAGAUACGAAAGAGAAACAGAGCGAGAACGGAUACGAAAAGAGAGGGAGCAAAGGAGGAAGAUUGAGGAAGCUGAGCGCCAGUAUGAAGAAUAUCUCAAAGAGUGGGAGUACAGAGAAAGGGAGAAAGAGAAACAGCGACAGUAUGAGAAGGACAGAGAGAAAGAAAGGGAACGUAAAAGGAAGAAAGAGAUUAUAUAUGAAGAAGAAGAUGAGGACGAUGAUUCGAGAAAAAGGUGGCGAAGAAGUGUGCUGGAGGAGAAGAGAAAGAGGAGGCUUAGAGAAAAAGAAGAUGACUUGGCUGACAGACUAAAAGAGGAACAAGAAAUUGCAGAGGCCAAGAGGAGGGCUGAGGAGGAAAAGCUGCAACAGGAACAGAAAGAUGUUUUGAAGAGCUCACUUGAUCAUUCAACCAAUGGAGCUGAAGAGGCUAUGUUGGUGGAAGAAUCCAACACUGAAUUGAAAGAUAAAGCCAUGGAAGAGGAUUCUGAGGCUGAUUCUAGUCGUGAAAAUUAUAUUGGGGAAACAAAUUUACAAAAUGGUAGUACCAGUGAUGAAUCGACCAUGGCUCCUCCUUCUGCUGCGAUAGAUAUGCAACAAAAUGGCAAUGUCACCACAAAAAAAUUGGGUUUUGGUCUAGUUGGGUCUGGAAAACGAACUACUGUGCCUUCUGUCUUUAAGGAGGAUGAUGAUGAUGAUGCACACAAGGAUAAAAAGAUGAGGCCCUUGGUUCCCAUUGACUAUUCAACGGAGGAACUACAAGUUGCCCAACCGACUGUUUCCGGGACAACUCAAUCACAUUUGGUUGCAGCUGCUGAAUUUGCUAAGCGAAUAUCAAAUGUUGGUCCCAAGGAAGAGAAGCCUGACACUGAAAAGGAAAGAAAACGCACACGAGAGCGGAACGAUGAGGAUGUUAUUCGAAGUAAAAAUGAGACCAAGGAGAAGACUCAUGAUACAGAUCGAGAACAUGGGAUUGAUAAAGUAAAAUCAACAGACAAUAAGAAGCUUCUGGAUGCAAAACAAUUGAUUGAUAUGAUCCCGAGGACCAAGGAGGAGUUAUUUUCUUAUGAAAUAAAUUGGGCCAUUUAUGAGAAGCACGCUUUGCAUGAGAGAAUGAGACCGUGGAUCUCGAAAAAGAUUACGGAGUUUCUGGGAGAGGAAGAAACCACUCUGGUAGAUUACAUUGUGUCUAGCACUCAGGAUCAUGUGGAAGCCGACCGCAUGCUGCAGCUUCUUCAAUCGAUUUUAGACGAGGAAGCUGAAAUGUUCGUUCUUAAGAUGUGGAGAAUGCUCAUCUUUGAAAUUAAGAAGGUGGAGACAGGCCUGUCAACUUCAAGAUCAAGAACAUAAUGUGUUUGUUUCUAAUUCUAAGUUCUCUCUUGUUUCUUUCAAUGUUGCCUUAGAAUGACUAAUUGUAGUACUUGUCCUAAUUCAUAUGCUUUCGCACCCUUUAGAUUUGAUCUGAAUCUGAUAAAUUGCUGUAAAGGCUUAAACCAUAUUCUUCAGCUGUAUUGGUUUUAAGGUUAUCUUCACUAUAAGCAAAUGAAACCCAUUUUUGUA